AGGAAGGGUUAGCAAGAACAGAGGUUGCUUUUUCUCGUCUCAAGCUACCGGCCAUCAACACAUUCAGUGGAUUAAAGUAGACAUUUAUUUCCCUUUGGAUACUGAAUAUUAUUAUUGGGAAGUUUCGGAAUAAAGAAGCCGAGGCACGAUACUUAUAAAUCCAUCUAGAGAAGAGCUACAACUUGGUGGGAGCGUCUAAUGUACAGAACGAAACGGAAGUAACUUGCCAGCUGUCUGGCCAAGCUCCGAGUGUCUGAAUGCCAACUCUGUGGGUGAUGGAGUUGAGCAGGCAACUCUGUGGGAAGAUGAGGAGAUCCAGUAAGAGGGUCCAACUGUCCUCUUCUCCUUCUUCCAUUCGGGGCUUGGAAAUCCACUUUUACACAGAGGAGGUGCAACCGAUAGAGUACUUCAAAGGCUGCUUCACCGCAUUGGAGCUCUGUGUGGAGGCUGCAAAGAAAUGCUCAAUCUCUCCCUUGUGCCAUAACCUAUAUGCCCUUUACGAUGAGACAACUUGCACAUGGUACCCCCCCACCUUUGAGUUCACCAUCACAGAUGAAACCAGUGUCAAGUUGCACUAUCGCAUGAGGUAAGAAGACGACACUGGAGUUUUCAAUCUUCCAUUUAACUUCAUUAAGUGGCGUCUGUCGCUCAGUGGGUAGUGUGCUGGACUUCGAAUCA
This is a messenger RNA of Notothenia coriiceps (black rockcod), 678 nucleotides long. Its product is annotated as tyrosine-protein kinase JAK1-like. The record is from RefSeq and is a predicted model, not a curated record. NCBI's taxonomy places the organism in Eukaryota, Metazoa, Chordata, Actinopteri, Perciformes, Nototheniidae. Gene Ontology annotation, molecular function: non-membrane spanning protein tyrosine kinase activity; growth hormone receptor binding. The transcript has 3 exons. Bases 258 to 590 code for a protein of 110 amino acids. Gene Ontology annotation, biological process: cytokine-mediated signaling pathway; growth hormone receptor signaling pathway via JAK-STAT; cell differentiation. Gene Ontology annotation, cellular component: cytosol; cytoskeleton.